Molecule: messenger RNA, 1632 nt
Organism: Plasmodium vinckei vinckei
Lineage: Eukaryota; Apicomplexa; Aconoidasida; Haemosporida; Plasmodiidae
Product: conserved Plasmodium protein, unknown function
Exons: 8
Coding region: 1-1632 (543 amino acids)
Source: RefSeq, a predicted model, not a curated record
AUGGAUGAGUUAGAGGAAAAAAACUCCAAUUCAACAUACUCUUUUUUUUUAAAAAAUUUAUCGGUUACUGGUUUUUAUGAAGAAAACUGUCUAUUUAUGACAGUAAAGGAAUUGUUUGAUAAUUCAAUUGAUGCGUUAUGUAAUAAGAAAGGAGAUGAAAAUAUUGAGGAAGAAGAUAUAAGAGAAAAAAAGAUCGAAAUAGAAAUUAAGGAAUAUGGUAGUAAUUCAUCAUUUUAUGAAAUAAUAUGUAGAGAUAAUGGAGAAGGUAUCGAAGUUAAAGAUUUAGAAAAUAUUUCUGAAAUGUUUUUAACAUCAAAAGAAAAAUGUAUAACUAGUGGAAAAUUUGGUAUUGGACUUAAGACAAUAUUGUUAUAUUCUUUUAAAACUGCAUAUGGUUUUUUACAUAUAAAAAUAAAAGUAAAAAAAAAUAAAAUAUGGGAUUUUAUAUUAGUAUUAGAUAAAAAUUUAAAUCAUACAUUUGUACAAAAUUUUAAAGAAUAUAUUGAUGAUAAAUGGGAAUGGACAAUAGAAAUUUCAGUGAUUUUAAAAAUUAAUAAUAAUUAUAUAUGUGAUAAAAAAAUACAUUCAUAUAUUAAAUUAUUUUUAUUAUGGAAAAAAAAUAUAACAGUUAAAUAUAUCCAUAAUCCAAAUGGUGAACAAUCUAUAUAUACAUAUUCUAGUUAUUCUGAUACUAGUGAAGAGAAUAUAUUAAGUAUGUUAGCAGACAACUCUAUAAAUAUGAUCUUUAAAAAAGAUUUUAUAACUUCUUAUAAUUAUCAUGUUAAUAUGUAUGUUAAUGUAAGAAAGUCUGAAAAAAUUAUUCCAUAUGAACAUGGACAUAAUAUAGGGUUUCUCUUUUUAAUUCGAUACGUCAAUUCAAUGCCUCUUUUGAGAGCUUCAUCAUCAGACUGUUCAAUAACAGUUGAUUUUAGAAAUUUUCUGAAAUAUUACGGACCUCAAUUCGGAAUAGAACUACCCACGGCUGAAAAUCGGGAUGAGAUGACUCUUGAAGAAUUGGCAAUCCCAAACUGUUUUGAUGAACUCAGUAAGGUAGCUAAUAUAUUCCCAGUAAAUAGAUCAGAGAAGUCUACCUGGAAUAUAAUGAUUAUAGGAAUCGACGUGAGAGGAAGAGAUAUAUCGUUUGUUAGCCUCAGCAAAAAUUGCAUAAAGGAAGGAGAAUACUUGUCUAGCUUAAUUAAAAAAUGCUCAGUUAAUUUGUAUAAUAAUAUAAAAAGAGAGUUACCACAGGAAUUUGAAAAUAUAUCUGAUUAUCAGCUAAGGCAGGCACUAGACAUAUACGGAGUUCAAUUAGCAUCGUCGUUAAGUAAAAUAAUUUUAAAGGGCCACGAAGAAUUUAAAAAUAAAAUAUUUUUUUUAUUAAAUGAAAAAAAGAAAAAUGACAAUAAUACAUGUGAAAAAGAAGAAUAUAAUAGUACCUUUACUAAUUAUGAUGAAAAUAUAUUAACAAAGGAGUUGUAUAGCCACAUUAGAGAAAAAAUAAUACUAAAUGAAAAAGCAUGUGAAAACCCUAAAACAAAAAAUCAGUUGACUGAUGAUUCAAAUAAAUCAUAUUACAAAAAUGAUCCUUCGAAAGAUGAUAGUUAUUCUGAUGAUUACGGAGAAUAUAAAUAA